This is a messenger RNA of Aplysia californica (California sea hare), 4513 nucleotides long. Its product is annotated as Werner syndrome ATP-dependent helicase homolog. Gene Ontology annotation, molecular function: ATP binding; nucleic acid binding; 3'-5' DNA helicase activity. NCBI's taxonomy places the organism in Eukaryota, Metazoa, Mollusca, Gastropoda, Aplysiida, Aplysiidae. Gene Ontology annotation, cellular component: chromosome; cytoplasm; nucleus. The coding region runs from base 548 to 4072 and encodes 1174 amino acids. The record is from RefSeq and is a predicted model, not a curated record. Gene Ontology annotation, biological process: double-strand break repair via homologous recombination; telomere maintenance; DNA replication. The transcript has 26 exons.
GUAAGACUCAGACUGGUAUGGAGUAUGGAGAGAGACACGUAGAUUCUAGGCCUAUAACAGAUCUGACAUGCAUAGGUUACACAAUGCACCCUAUUAUUUAGGAAGACAGGAAAUAAUUGGAAAAUCUUUUACUCAUUCUCUCUAAAAACCUAUUCUCAAUUCUUUCUUUGUUUAGAAUACUAGAAAUCAGUUCAGUUCAUGAGUGAAAAUUAAGCGACGAAGUGGCACAACUGUUUAUAUUUUUUUGUAAUGAUAAGUUUUCUUUUGUGCAAUGUGCAGUGCUGCUCCGUACGGUUUUCUUUUUUAAUAACCAAGGGUUUAUCAAAAUUUUAGAGGGACAAAUAAAGUGAAAACAGAAAAUUUCGUUGAGUAGGUAGUAGGUAGCAGAGCCUAACCUAAACAACAGCUACUGACGAACAGAAAAAGACUAGAUCUAGAUGUAGAUGUAGAUCUAGAUUAGCCUACAUCUAAGAUCUAUCUCAAUCAGCAGCAUCCCCACCAUGUUUUGAGAAAAAAUUAUGAGUUUGCUGACAGAACCAUAACCAGGAUGAACCUCAAGCAGAUACUACUAAAGUCCCUCUAUGAACUUAGAGAGGAUGUAGAUAACACCAUUCGGUUUCUUGAACAGCAGAGUGAGAGCAAUAUUGAUGAAAAAUCGAGUUGGACUGUUGACCUGUGUAAGAACCACAUUUCAAGCUUAAAGCAUGGUUUUAAUAAAGCGUCAUGUUCAGGCCUUGUACCUUCUGAAAGUGAAAGUAAAAAGCAGGGUGAUGAUGACAGCGGUGGAGGUGGGAAGACAACUCAGCAAGUAAAGAAAGUCAGUGAGGAAAAUACGCCGACCACGGCAGGCAACUCGGAGGCGUACGAUUCUUUCGAUGAUCUGGAUUUUGAUGAUUUUUUGGGGAUGAGUACCAAGACUUCCAAAACAACUUCAAGUGAAAAGGUGAAUUGCCAUGGCAAGAAAAAUGAUGUGAUGCUAGACGAAGAACUGUUGUCUAUGGACGGAGAGCUCGAGGAAGAUGUUUGGCCAGGGGCACCUGAACCUGACUUUGAUCCUGAUGAGGAAGAACGACUUCUAGGAGAUAUCGCAAAUGAAAAUAAAGAACAUGAUGAAAUGUCCAGUGAUUCUGAGUUUGAUGAGAACAUGUUAGAGGAACUUGAGGCAGCUGAAAAAAGUGCUCUUGAGGAGGCUGAUGAUACUUUUCAGUACAAAGAAGACGAUGAAUCGGAGGACGUUCAUCAGCCAAGUGACAAAUCUUACUUGGAAGUUCUGAAACAGUAUUUUGGAUAUUCAAAAUUUAGGCCGAUGCAGUGGAAGAUCAUAAAUUCUGUCCUCAAUGACAAGAAGGACAACUGUGUCAUCAUGGCUACGGGAUACGGCAAAAGCUUGACUUUCCAGUUCCCGUCUGUAUUCACCAAGAGGACGUCCAUAAUCAUCAGCCCCUUGAUAUCUCUUAUGGAAGAUCAAGUUCAUGGUUUGCAAGCUUCAAAUAUUGAUGCUUGUUUCCUGGGAUCUGCUCAGACGAGAAGUGCUGAGGUGAAAGAGGAGUUGUUUCAGGGCAAGUACAGACUAGUUUACGUGACUCCUGAGUAUGCUUCCACUGGUAUGGAUGACUUCAAAAGGCUCAAUGAACGCGUGGGGGUUGAUCUCAUCGCCAUCGACGAGGCGCACUGCGUCUCUCAGUGGGGUCACGACUUCAGGCCUUCAUAUCGCCAUCUCGGAGCGUUGAAACAGCAGUUUCCUUCUAUUCCCAUCUUGGCGGUUACGGCCACUGCCACCGUAGAGGUCCAAAAAGAUAUCUGCCGAAGUUUGGGGCUAGUCAGUCCGCAGAUGACCUGUACAAGUUUUGACAGACCUAACUUGUUCUUAGUUGUCAAACAGAAGUCUGGUGAUAUUGCCAAUGACUUCCGGGGAGAAUUAGAAAAGAAGGGCUUGAGAUACGACUUCAGUGGGCCCACAUUAAUUUACUGCCAAACGAAGAAGGCUACUGGAGAAGUGGCAAGUGUUCUCCAGGCAAUGGGUGUAUCCUGCUUGUCCUACCACGCUGCCAUGUCUCUGUCCACUCGCAAGGAAGCACAUCACAAGUUUCUCAAUGAUCGAGUUCAGGCAGUUGUGGCUACAAUUGCUUUUGGGAUGGGCAUAGACAAGCCAGAUGUGAGAAAAGUGAUUCACUAUGGAGCACCCAAGGACAUAGAAUCGUAUUACCAAGAGAUUGGACGAGGCGGUAGAGAUGGCCAGCCAAGUUUCUGUACAGUGCUAUAUUCAAAGGCAGAUUUCAACAUCUCAAGACAUCGUAUUCAUUCCACGGAAAAUGAAAAGUUUAGGGACCACAAGAUGAAAAUGUUUGCCAAGAUGGAGCAGUACUUAAGCACCUCUCAAUGCAGAAGAAGGAUCUUGCUGUCCUACUUUGAAACUGGCAACUUGGAAGAAAUCGGAGGAACAGAGAACUGUUGCGACAACUGUCGUCUCAAAAUCACGCGACUUCGACAUGGUCUCGAUGUUGCUGAAGCUGCUGAUGAACCAAAGAAUUACUCCAAAGAAGCCUUUGACUUAUUCACAGCCAUUGAUGUCACCGGUUGUCGGUAUGGGCUUGGAGUUCCUACUCAAGUAUUGACCGGUUCAGCUAAUAAGAAAGUUGAGAAGUUUAAGUCAAGCAAAAUAUUUGGAUCUGGAAAGUACAGAAGUCAGAAGUUCUGGACUGCUUUUGGAAAAUGCUUGGUCUAUGCUGGCUAUCUGAAGGAAAAGGCUGUUCAGGGAGGGUUUGGCUCCACCACUGAGCUCACUCCCAUGGCAAGAACCUGGCUCCAGGACUACAAGAGGUCUGGAGAGGAGUGUAAAUUGACCAUUGUACCAAGUAAGGAUCUGUUACAAGAGGAAACGGCUGGCAAUAUGAAGAAGUCGGUCUCUAUCACCUUGAAAUCAGUCGCACCUUCUGGGUCAAGCUAUCUGUCGGGAGAACUCAGUUCAAACUUCUCCAGCUCCUUCAGCAACGCGAAACCCGUGGCUGUGGCUGAGAGUCCCGUUCCAAAGGUGGAUGAGAAGACUCAAAAGUUGCAGUCUGAUCUGUAUGCAAAACUCCUGAAGCUGAGGAACGACAUGGCACAAAAGACCGGCUUCACUCCGCACAACAUUGCCAGCAACAAACAACUCUUGGAUAUGGCUAAAUUGAGGCCAUGCACCCGGGCUUCGUUGCUCAAAAUAGAAGACUUCUCGGAAGUCAAAGCUCAAAGGUUUGGCAGUGAGUUUACAUCUGUGAUCAAAGCGUUUAGUGAAGAGCACUCUCUUAAACAAGAUGACUUUCCGGAUCCUGUGGAUUUGUCUUCAGGUGAUGUGCAGUCGGUCUUGGUGGCAGAUCUGUUCAAACUGUCAGAAACCCAAAGACAGUCGUAUGUGUUGUUUGCCUUGCAGAACCUCACCUUGGAAGAAGUGGCCUCCAAGAGAGGCUUGAGAACUUCCUCGAUCGUGAGCCACAUGUGUGAGGCCCUGAAGAAAGGUCUGGACGUGGAUACAAAGCGGUUGGGGGUCACGCCUCGGAUAGAGGAGCUCGUCACCAGCGCCAUCCGGGCUCCUCCUGUGAAUGGAGGUAUAUCCAGUUUGACCAAAAUCAAAGACCAACUUCCCUUGUACGUGGAGUACAACCACAUCAAAGUUGUCAUCUCUUUACUCCUUCACAAACACGGUCAGGGAGUCAACGCAGAUGGGGAACCCGUUCUGAGUGGGUCAGACCCACAAAAUGCUGAGGAUGCCAAGAAGUCUGCGUCAAGCUUGAGUCUGAAAAGAGAAAGGAGUUCAAGUUCCUCCUCACCGUCGUCUUCAGUCUCUCAAAAAGUUGGUAAAAUUUCUCCAAACUUGCCGUCCAGCAGCCAACAACCGACUCCCUCGUGGAAAUCAGUGUCAGAUUCCCAGUCACGGUUAGGGGCUGGCCCCCAGGAAUUCUUACAGUCAAACACUAUGGAUUCACAGGACUCUAGCCAGGGCAGCAUGUUGAAGAAACUGCCCUCAUGGAUGGCUCAGUCUGCCAAUAAAACUGUGCUCAAAAAGAAAAUGAAAUCGAACAGUUUGUUUAAGUAAUCCUGUGAUCAGGUUUGAUCUGUGUAUAUAGGAUAUUAUAUAUAUAUAUGUAUAUAUAUAUAGAGAGAGAGAGUUGAGCGUUUUAUAUAACUGCAAAAGUUGAUGUUUUCAUGGUUUGACAUUUUGCGAGUGAAGCUUUUGGCUGAGGGAGCAGCCACAGUUCACUUUUCUUUGUUUCUGGCUAACACAGUGUGUAGCUCUGUUGGCUGGCUGCUCCACAUUGUAUGGAAGUCACAUAUGGCAGCUACGUUGUUGGUGAAGUGAUCCGAGUUCCUGGAAAUAUCCAUGUUGUUGUCCAUCUGUUCAUCUUGAGAGACGGUGAUGUGUGGCACAACGACAAGAAAGAACUGAGGUCGCGAUUUGACAGGGAGGCGCCCUUCCCAGUUUUUCGGCGUGAUAAGAAUGUAGUUUGGAUUCCGAUAAAGCUGACAAUGCCGAUCG